GAGAGAGAGAAGCAAAAGGAGAGAGGUAAGAUGGCUAUCGCGGGGAUUAUAAAGGCCGUAGUUAAAAGUUGCUUCGACUAUCAGGGGACUGACCGGCCGGAGACGAAGUCGAGCGUUAUUGCAAGACGCUCUCGUUUCGUGUGAACUGCGAAAAGUUUGAAAAACAUUCGAUAAACCUUUAGAACUAGCUGAAAUUCGAGAGAAAGAGACGAUCGAUCGUGAAUCACUUCCGAUCGGUUAUUUAGAUCUUACUCCUAUUUAAAAUGACCGUACAUGUUUGGAACGAAGAAGAUGACAACGACUUUGACAUAGUGAUCAUUGGUGCUGGUUUAACGGGACUUAGCACAGCGUACAAUAUACUUAGAAGAAAACCCGCUUUAAGUAUACUGAUCAUCGAAGGAACCGAUAAAGCCGGAGGACGCAUUUUAUCACAGAAUUACAGCGAGAGCUUUUACGCCAGUCUCUUGCAAGAACGCGUCACUCAACUUAUCCAUAGACUGAACAUAAAUACUUGCCCGAGACAGAGCACAGAUGGAAAAAGAGUGUUUUUUACGAAAAAUGAUCCCGUAGAAAAUUUUCCAAGCUUAUUCGCAGCUGAAAUUCGCUACUUUAUUCAAGUUGUAAUUAUUUAUUUGGAUCAUUGAUUUUCAGAAAUAAUAUUCUUAGA
Vespula vulgaris is the source of this 667-nucleotide messenger RNA. RefSeq lists its product as uncharacterized. Lineage: Eukaryota; Metazoa; Arthropoda; Insecta; Hymenoptera; Vespidae. Gene Ontology annotation, molecular function: oxidoreductase activity. The transcript is spliced from 2 exons. The record is from RefSeq and is a predicted model, not a curated record. The coding region runs from base 264 to 644 and encodes 126 amino acids.